This is a messenger RNA of Cercospora beticola, 1806 nucleotides long. RefSeq lists its product as uncharacterized. The record is from RefSeq and is a predicted model, not a curated record. Gene Ontology annotation, cellular component: plasma membrane. Gene Ontology annotation, biological process: zinc ion transmembrane transport. Lineage: Eukaryota; Fungi; Ascomycota; Dothideomycetes; Mycosphaerellales; Mycosphaerellaceae. Gene Ontology annotation, molecular function: zinc ion transmembrane transporter activity.
GCCAGAGUUUGUGGCGGCUUCUCUCGAUUUUUGGGGCACCUCACCGCACGCAUGCCAGCACACCGACCUCGACAUUCAUUGGAACGGGGAAGAAGGGACGCCCAUGCGUCGUUCAUAAGCACUGAUCACUGGCCUAGUUGACAGCACUGCAUGGACGGACCACAGGACAAGAGAAUUAUUGCAAGAGUCUUUCUUGGGCUUUCGUCAGCUGCGACCUGAGUGAACCAUCGCGCAACUCUUAAGUGGAAGUUAAAGGAACUGGUACGCCAAGGACGUCAGAUUCCUUUCAAUUCGUUCCUCGCACAAAGGACGCCAUCUUCACCAGCAGCACCUCGUGGUGGAAGCAUCAUACGAAGCGGAGCGCCAUCACAAUGUCGACCUGCGGUUCCGGAACGCGUGCAGAGGACUACAACCUCUCUCUGCACGUCGGCGCCCUCUUUAUCAUCCUGGCAGUGUCUGCUGGAGCAUGUGCACUGCCAAUCGUGGCAUUGAGAGUGCCUCAGCUGCGAAUCCCAGCCAAGGCGCACUUUGGCUUCCGACAUUUCGGUACUGGAGUCCUCAUCGCGACAGCGUUUGUGCAUUUGAUUCCGACUGCAUUCAUAUCAUUAAUCGACCCAUGUCUGCCACCAUUUUUCAAUGAGGACUACCCUGCGUUGGCGGGUGCGAUUGCGCUCGCAGCAGUAUUCAUGAUUACCAUUGCAGAGAUGAUUUUCAGCCCGGGGAGAUCGCUUUGCUCGGGACCUGGGCACGAUGACCUCUCAGAACCGGCGCAAAUUGAUCGAGAUGGAGGCGCGAAUGUUUCCAAUGGCACAACGGAAGCGACAAGGAGGCAUUCUUUGGCCAAUGAUGAGAUCACACCAGCUGAGAGCACCCCGCAAUUUGGACGAUCACGCUCUGGGCGAUCUCAUAGUGUUAUGAAGACUGUGGGAAGACGCAGCAGCCUGAUGUUCAAUGAGAACACUUUCCAACUCACGGGGGAAAACAAGCGAGGGCGCAGUGUCGAUGAUGUUGAAGAUCGUCGUCCCAGCGAAGAUAGCAUGACCCUCGCUGAAGAGAAAGAAGCUGCCCAGCAACGACACAAACUGCUGAUGCAAUGUGUACUUCUCGAGUGCGGAAUUCUAUUUCACAGCAUCUUCAUCGGUCUCGCCCUAGCCGUUGCCGUAGGAAGUGAACAAGUCAUUCUCCUCAUAGCCAUCGCCUUCCAUCAAACCUUCGAAGGCCUUGCACUUGGAUCACGUAUCGCGGCCGUUGGCUGGAAACCUCGCGCUCUGCAGCCCUGGUUCAUGGCUCUCGCGUACGGCUGCACCACACCUCUAGGCCAAGCCAUCGGCAUCGCAACCCGGAAUCUUUACGAUCCAGAUUCUGCAACAGGUCUCGUGGUCGUGGGAACAUUCAAUGCGUUCUCAGCAGGUCUCCUGACGUACACGAGUUUGGUGGAUUUGUUGAGUGAGGACUUUUUGAGCGAUCAUAGCUGGAGGACGUUGAGAGGACGGAGGAGAGUCGGUGCGAUGUGUCUGGUCGGAUUUGGGGCUUUCUGCAUGAGUUUGAUUGGCGCAUGGGCAUGAGCGUAUUGUGUGCGUUUCGGGUUUUGCUGCAUGAGAGGAGCGUCUCAGACAGGCUGCUCUUGCACAGACAGGAUGUCCAUAUUUUCAAAAGCGUUGCGCAAGUGGUCCUUCGAAAUCUUCAGGUUACUUCUUGGCCUCCGGGUCCUGAGCAUAAAGGAUGCUGGUUAUCGCACGUGUCACCGCAGUUUUGGUAGAUUGCCGUGGCACAUGUCUGUAAGCUGUUGUCAAGAAACAGCUCCGU